Beta vulgaris subsp. vulgaris (sugar beet) is the source of this 1152-nucleotide messenger RNA. RefSeq lists its product as uncharacterized. The record is from RefSeq and is a predicted model, not a curated record. The transcript has a single exon. The coding region runs from base 1 to 1152 and encodes 383 amino acids. NCBI's taxonomy places the organism in Eukaryota, Viridiplantae, Streptophyta, Magnoliopsida, Caryophyllales, Amaranthaceae.
AUGAAUGGAACAGUAACUGAAGUGAGACUAGAGGAAUCAAGGGACCCGAUUGUAAACCCGGUUAGUAAAUCAUCUCCUGCUCAGCUUGUGGUUGAUGCAAGUCAAAAAUGGAAGGGAUUCACAGGGCAAAGCCGUAUGGGCGAGAAAGGUAUGGGGUUAAGUUUUAUUGCUCCUGUUGUUGUUGAUGGUAAACCCACUGCUAAGUUAGAUAAAAAAGCGAUUGAUAUGUUAAGUGAACAAUGGGCGAAUGCUUUAAUCAUGUAUGUUGUUGGCCAAAAUCCCACUAUUAAUGCUAUGAAUGCUUAUUUGAAAUCUCAAUGGAGUUUGAGUUUAGAACCGACAGUAUAUAAACAUGAAGCAGGGUAUUUCAUAGCCAAGUUUUGUAGUCAGGAGGAUAGAGACUCUAUCAUUUAUGCUGGGCCACACUUGUUUUAUGGCAAACCUUUGAUUGUUAAACAAUGGACUGCGAGUUUUGAUUUUCACAAAGAAGUGUUGAAGGUGAUUCCAAUAUGGGUUAGGCUGCCUAACUUACCUCUUAAUUGCUGGAGUGAUGAUUCAUUAAGCAGAAUAGGGAGUUUACUGGGGGUGCCUAUUUAUGCAGAUGAAUGUACUACUAAAAUCUUUAGAGUAUCUUUUGCCCGGAUUCUAGUAGAGAUGGAUGUUACGAAGGAGAUUCCUAAAGUUCUGACUAUAGAAGACCCUAGUGGUAAGGUGUUUUCUCAACAAGUUAUCUAUGACUGGCUUCCUGCUUAUUGCAAUAAAUGUCAGGUUAUUGGCCACAACUGUGCUCACAGUUUGGCAAAGAAGUCUGUGAAGGAAGUGCUAAAAUGGGUUCCUAAGAGUACAGCUCCUGCUGUUGAAGUAAAUCCUCCUGCUCCUAGUGUUGAGGUCACUGAUAAUAUUGGUGCUCCUCCUUUAGUAGUAGAUCCCAGUUCUACUGGUGAACCUACUAAGGAAGUAGAGUUAAGUAUUACAGAGACUACUCCAGUCAACACUCCUAUCCAAGGAGGAGAGGAAGAGGAACCUUGGAAAGUUGUUACUAGAAAGUCCAAAGGUAAGCAAGUCUCUUUUCAGUCAGCUAGAGUGUGUUCCUUUUCUCAAGAGCCAGGUAGACCUGGAGGUGCUAGGGGACCUAAUCCCUAUUUGUCUUGA